AUGGCUUCAGUAGGUUUCUAUGAAGCAUUAAUAGCUUUCUUCUUUUUUCUCACCUUCUAUUUCUUCUACCCUUGGAAUUGGCCGGUUCUCGGUAUGCUUCCCGGUUUGCUGGUGAGGCUCCACCGUAUAUAUGACUACAGCGUCGAUGUUCUCGGGAACUCCAACUUGACUUUCCAGUUCAAGGGUCCAUGGUUCACUGGAAUGGAUAUAUUGGUCACAGUUGAUCCAGCUAAUAUCAACUAUAUACUGAGCUCAAAAUUUUCAAACUACAUCAAAGGUCCUGAGUUCCAAGAAAUAUUUGAAGCUUAUGGAGACGGGAUCAUCAACUCAGACUCAGAGCUAUGGAGGAACCUGAGGAAGUCCUCUCAGGUCAUAUUCAGCCAUCAAAAGUACCAAAACUUCUCAACGAAUGAGGAGAUGGUUGUGGACUUGCAAGACGUGUUCCAGAGAUUCAUGUUCGACACAACCUUCAUUUUCAUCACCGGGUCUGACCCUAGAAGUCUCUCCACUGAAAUGCCUGAGGUUGAGUUUGCUAAAGCUCUCGAUGAUGUCGGAGAAGCGAUUUUGCAUAGGCAUAUUACACCAAGAUUCUUGUGGAAGCUGCAAAAAUGGAUUGGAUUCGGAACAGAGAAGAAGAUGAGGAAAGCUAAUGCCGUUCUUGAUCGUGUUUGUGCAAAAUAUAUAUCAGCCAAGAGAGAAGAGAUAAGAUCACAAGGGACUACUCGCAGUGCCGAUGAAGAAAGUGAGGAGGAUCUUUUGACGUCCCACAUAAAGCUAGAUACAAGCAAGUACGAGCUCUUGAAUCCUGAAUAUGAUAAGUUCCUCAGAGACUUCGCAGUAGGUUUCAUGGCAGCUGGGAGAGACUCAACGGCUUGUACACUCACUUGGUUCUUCUGGACUCUGUCUGAAAACCCUAACGUGUUGACCAAGAUCCUCCAAGAAAUCAAAGAAAAUCUACCACUAACCAGGAGUGACCAAGACAAGAACAAGCUGGUGUAUUUGCAUGCAGCAAUAAAUGAAUCAAUGAGGCUAUACCCACCAAUUCCUUUCGAACGCAAGUCACCAAUCAAACCAGAUGUACUUCCAAGCGGGCACAAAGUCAAAUCGAAUAUAAAUAUUAUGAUCUUUCUAUACGCUAUGGGAAGAAUGAAAGCCGUGUGGGGAGAAGACGCGACGGAGUUCAAGCCAGAGAGAUGGAAUUCAGAGACGGGAGGGUUGAGACAUGAGCCUUCUUACAAGUUCAUGUCGUUCAAUGCCGGUCCAAGAACAUGUCUAGGUAAGAAUUUAGCAAUGGAUCUGAUAAAGACAGUGAUCGUGGAAAUAUUACAAAGGUAUGAGAUUAGUGUCGUCCAUGGACAAAAGAUUGAGCCAAAACCUGGUCUUAUUCUUCACAUGAAGCAUGGGCUUAAAGUCACGGUUGCUAAGAAAUAUUCUAUACGUACCUUGGAGUGAAAUGCUCAAGUAGCUAAAAAAAACUCGUAGCUAACGUAUGAUUUCUGAAAUGUUAUUUUCCUUCCUAACGAUUUAUAAAGAGAAAUUGCCAAAAAUACAAUUUUCAUAGUACCACUUUUCAUGUUUACACUAACCACUUUUACCACUACUUUUAAUGAAGGGUUUAGAUUUGAAGGUUUAGGAUUUAGGGUUUAGAAUUGAUGUUUUAGAGUUUAAGGUAUAUAGUUUAGGGUUUAGAGUUGAGGAUUUAGGGUUUAGAGUUGAGGAUUUAGGGUUUAUAGUUUAGACUUUAGGGUUUAGGGUUUAGGAUAUUGAAUUCAGGGUAUAUAGUUUAGGGUUUAGGGUUUAGAGUUGAAGAUUUUGGGUUUAGGGUUUAGAAUUAGAGGUUUAGGAUUUAGAAUUUGAGAUUAGAAUUUUGAAAAGCAUAUAAAAACAAAGAUAUAAGAGUUUUUACCUUUUCAAUAAAUAAGGUAUUUUUGAAAAUGUGUCUUUAGUGGUGUUAAAGAUGAAUAAUGGUACCUUGAAAGUGGUAUUUUUGGAAAUUCCCCUAACGAUCGUUAUUUAUUGGAGAGUCACACGCUGUUUUCCAGACAUCUCUAAUUUGAAAUUGAAUAUUUUAAAAUACAUUCAAACGUAGUGAAACACUGGACUUUGUUAUGUGUAAUACCAAUCCAGUUACUUCUUCUUAUCUACCCGCUCUCAAACUUCACUAGUGGCUUCUAUCAGCUUAUUUGGUUACAUAUGCUUUCUCACCAAGAAACACAUUGGUUACGUGCAAGUCCUAAAUACAGGGUUUACGAGGAUAACGUAUUAGGUUUUGAAGUGUCAACAAAUUAGUAAGAAGCAAUGUACAUUUCGAAAUGAAAUUAUAUAUAUUCUGGAUUAUUGGUUGAGUUUUAUCUCAUUUCUUUAACUUUGUUUAUUUUUAAAUGAUCAAAUCUAAUCAAUCAUGAUUUAACUUUACUUUUUCAAAGUUAGGCCUACAUCAAAAACUCUACCAAUUUUUGCAAUCAUGAUAUACAGCUUUUUUUUAAAUAUACAACCAAAGAAAAAAAAUAUUUUUUAUGUAUAUUGAUUUAUAUUUUUUUAGACUGUAAAUUUGUAAAAAAAAAAAAGCAUCCCUAAUACUAACUAAACUAGAAAAUCAUAGAUAAAAUUAACUACUAUAUAUUUAGAUAGUAAUU
Raphanus sativus (radish) is the source of this 2636-nucleotide messenger RNA. RefSeq names its product alkane hydroxylase MAH1-like. Lineage: Eukaryota; Viridiplantae; Streptophyta; Magnoliopsida; Brassicales; Brassicaceae. Gene Ontology annotation, molecular function: heme binding; monooxygenase activity; oxidoreductase activity, acting on paired donors, with incorporation or reduction of molecular oxygen. The record is from RefSeq and is a predicted model, not a curated record. The transcript is spliced from 3 exons. The coding region runs from base 1 to 1452 and encodes 483 amino acids.